Postia placenta MAD-698-R-SB12 is the source of this 894-nucleotide messenger RNA. RefSeq lists its product as hypothetical. The record is from RefSeq and is a predicted model, not a curated record. Bases 1 to 894 code for a protein of 297 amino acids. The transcript has 2 exons. NCBI's taxonomy places the organism in Eukaryota, Fungi, Basidiomycota, Agaricomycetes, Polyporales, Adustoporiaceae.
AUGUCUGAACACCCGCCACCCACUCUGGACUCCCCUGCUUCGAUUGCAGCAAUUUACCCUCAUAAGGGACCGCAACAUUUCCCUGUCGUCUUGGGACAGAUGGAGCAGCGUGUCCAGCUUGUGACAACAUGGGGCAUUGAGCACGGCGAGAACGUCAUUGAGAUUGGAUGUGGGCAAGGCGAUUGCACUGUCGUGCUUGCUACGGCUGUCGGCGAUGCUGGUCAUGUCAUAGCCAUUGAUCCCGCAAGCCUCGAUUAUGGCUCGCCGUACACUCUUGGUCAAGCACAGGCUCAUCUCCGCGCGUCUCCUGUCGGCAAACGCAUUGACUUUGUUCAGGCCGACCCGCGUGAGUUCCUGCGCGGCACCACGGAUAAAUACACCACGGCUGUCCUCGCACAAUGCAUCUGGUACUUCUCCUCUCCGCAAACACUUUCUGCGAUCCUCGCCGCGCUUGCACCACGCGUGAAACGGAUAUGCCUGUCCGAGUACGCGCUCACGGCGUCUGACCCGCGAGCCGCGCCACAUGUCCUUGCAGCGCUCACGCAGGCAUCGUUGGAGUGCAGAAAGCCCACGUCCGAGAGCAACAUUCGCACCGUCCUCUCCCCUGCGGCCCUGAAGGCUGCUGCUUCCACUGCUGGACUGACAUUACUGAAGGAGGAAACGGUGGUACCGCCUGAGGGAAUGUUGGACGGGCGGUGGGAGGUAGGCGCGGUUCUCGCAGACGAUUUCGAGACAGAGGUCCAGGAGAGCAUUCAGGAUGAGAGAGAGCGCGCGGUGGUAUUCGCUAUGCGGGAUGCUGUCAGGGCUGCACGCGACGCAUUGACGGUGAAAGAAGAGAGAGUUCAUACAAUGGAUAUAUGGAUCGCUACAUAUGCGACAGCUAGUUACAAGUGA